GCAGUGCACCGUAACGCUGGCUUGUACGUACUCGCAUACAUACCCGGGAUCAACACUCGCGCACAGCGCUCUCGCUGCUCUCUGCCUCACACUCCUUACACCAUCCACACACACACACACACACACUCAUCCCGCGUUGCAUCUCCAUCUUUUGCCAUUGAUCGCAUUUUUCACUGGGCCGCUUAACCAGCUUAUUAAACCGAUUCAACUUGUCAGAUGUGGAAGGCAAACUUUCGCACAUACCGCACAAUUAUCGUGGCUGUGCCGCUGUACCGUUAAUAAUCCCCACAUCCGGCGGAUCCUGAUUAAAAUUUGUAUUAUUUAUUUAAUGUAGCCAUACAUAUGCAUACAUCCACACACAUGGCGCGGCUGUGUACACGCCGGCGUUGAUGGGGCGCAGAGAUUUGUUUGUCCACGACGCAAUCAGCAGUAAUGACAUGCCCGGCAUUGUGCAGCGCUCGCUCGGGCAUAUUUUGAUCGAUGACGGUCGUCGGUUCCCCGGGGACACGACGGCAAUGAGGAUUGACCGGCGUGCAAACAGCCACUCUGUACAUACAUAACCGCAACUUGACCCCCGCGGGCGAAUCUCCCGUUAUCUUAAAAGCCGGCCGCUUUUCCUUCCAACCAUGUCGAAAGUCAAAGGAGACGGUCCGGAUGAUCUGCUGGAGAUGCUGAAAGACGACCCCUACUCCUGUGUGCACAAUCAGCAGGGCCGGGUGUGGUGGUAUUUUCUCCUGUCCAGCGUCUUCUCUCUCAUCGCCUGUGUCCUGCUGGUGCUGGGAUGGCGGUGUUUGAGUUAUCUGGCGGAGAUCUGCUGUCGUGGGAGGAAAAAGAAACCACCGGCACUGGCGGAUCCCGUGGCGGCGGGAUACGUAAAGGCUCCCCAGGGGAAGGAGCCCACCUCCCCCGGGGACGGCAGCACCAAGGGCAGCCCGACGGGGGGCCCCACCAAGGAGGCCGCUCCGCCUCCCGCGGAGAUUGGCUGGUCGUCGGAGGCCAAGGAUUGGGCGGGGCAGCUCAUUUCCGGACAGACCAGUACCGGUCGGGUUCUGGUUUUAUUGGUGUUCUUGUUGAGCAUUGCUUCCCUCGUGAUUUACUUUAUCGACGCUACCAGGGCCAUCGACGUGGAAACUUGCCGGCAGUGGGUGGAGAGCACCACACUGCAAAUUGAUUUAGCCUGCAACAUUUUCUUCAUGGUCUACUUCUGCAUCAGGUUCAUCGCCGCCGGUGAUAAAUUCUGGUUUCUGUUGGAUCGUUUUUCGCUUGUGGAUUACGCCACAAUUCCGCCGUCGUUCCUGUCCAUUUAUCUCAAUCGCGGAUGGAUUGGACUGCGGUUUCUGCGAGCCCUGCGGCUGAUGACGGUGCCGGAUAUUCUGCAGUAUUUGAACAUCUUGAAGACGAGCAGCAGUAUCCGAUUAGCCCAGCUGGUGUCCACCUUUGUCAGUGGCUGGCUGACCUUUGCCGGAGCCAUUCACUUGCUGGAGAAUUCGGGUGAUUUCUUCUACGACCACACCAACGCUCAGCACCUGACCUACUGGCAAUGCGUGUACUUCCUGAUUGUCACGAUGUCCACUGUAGGCUACGGCGACAUCUUCUGUAAAACGGUGCUGGGCAAGAUCGUCAACGCCAUCUUCAUCCUCGUCGGCUUGGCCAUGUUUGCCAGUUAUGUGCCGGAGAUAUUCGAGCUAAUUGGCACCCGACCGAAAUACAGCGGAGAACACAAUCGCGAGCACGGCAAACGCCACAUUGUCGUCUGCGGACACAUCACCUACGAGUCGGUGUCGCAUUUCUUGAAGGAUUUCUUGCACGAAGAUCGCGAGGAUGUUGACGUGGAGGUGGUCUUCCUGCAUCGAAAACCGCCGGAUCUGGAGCUGGAGGGCUUGUUCAAACGCCAUUUCACCACCGUGGAAUUUUUGCAAGGUUCGGUGAUGAACACCAACGACCUGAACCGCGCCAAGACCGACCAGGCCGACGGCGUGCUGGUCAUCGCCAACAAGUACUGCGCCGAUCCGGACGCGGAGGACGCCGCUAAUAUUAUGCGCGUCAUCUCCAUCAAGAACUACUGCUCCGAGAUACGCGUCAUCAUCCAGCUGAUGCAGUAUCAUAAUAAGGCCUACUUGCUGAACAUUCCCAGCUGGAACUGGAAGAAGGGCGACGACGUCAUCUGUCUGGCGGAGCUGAAGUUGGGCUUUAUUGCGCAGAGCUGCCUGGCGCCGGGAUUCUCCACCUUAAUGGCCAAUUUAUUUGCCAUGCGCUCCUAUAAAUCGUCGGCGGAAUUAGCAGAGUGGCAGAACGAUUAUCUACGCGGCACCGGCAUGGAGAUGUACACGGAGAAUCUGAGCAAUUCCUUCGUCGGAAUGACCUUCCCGCAGGCGGCCGAAAUCUGCUUCAUGAAGUUGAAGUUGUUGCUGUUAGCGAUUGCCUUGAAAACCGACGACAACCAGGAGAUCAACAUCGCAAUCAAUCCCGGCGGCAAUAAUAACAUCAUCCGGCUGCAGACGCAGGGCUUCUUUGUCGCUCAAUCGGCCGAUGAAGUCAAAAGAGCCUGGGUCUACUGCAAACAAUGCCACGAUGACAUCAAGGAUGAAUCGCUGAUAAAAAAAUGCAAAUGCAAGAACUCAGGGGAAGGAUCCAGCUGUACCGAGUCAGGCGCCAGUUCCACGGAGAACCUGGCGCGUCCACCCACUGUUCUCCUUACAGAUCCCAGCCUGCGCGCCGACUCACCGGCCGCCGGUACGACCGGCAAGCACAGUGGCGAGAACGCCCAUCCGCAACCGGCGCUACUGGCCACGCUCAACAAACUCAAGGAGAAACAGAUUCUCAAGAACAAAAACCAACAGGGUCAGCUGUACGGAUACUCGCCCACAAGUCCGCAAAGCCAGACGUCGCUUUUAGGCGAGCAAGAGCAGCGCCGAGGAGAACGUGAUCGCGGCCGGCACGCCCACUUCGGACCCGCCAAGCACAUCAGCCCUAGCGGCGGCAGCUACGAGGAUGUGCAGGCCACGUACCACGAGUCCAGCCCCGGUCACCACGAUGAUUUCCACGGCGAUGAGCAUGGACCGGAUUUCCGGCAGAUUCGCUACGAUUCCACCGGAAUGUUCCACUGGUGUCCGGCGCGGCCCAUGGAGGACGUUAUAAUGGACCGGCAUCAAGCGGCGAUGAAUGUCCUGCACGGUCACUUGGUCGUGUGUUUGUUCGCCGAUCCCGAUUCGCCACUGGUGGGAUUACGGAAUUUGAUUAUGCCGCUGCGGGCUAGCAAUUUCCACUACCACGAACUGAAGCACGUGGUCAUUGUCGGGAAUGCCGAAUACAUUCGUCGAGAAUGGCGCAGCCUGCAGAAUCUUCCCAAAAUAACCAUUCUCAAUGGUUCUCCGUUGAGCCGUGCCGAUCUGCGCGCAGUCAACGUCAACCUGUGCGACAUGUGCUGCAUCCUUUCGGCCAAGAUCCCCAACAACGACGACCCCACGCUAGCCGACAAGGAGGCGAUCCUGGCGUCGUUGAACAUCAAAGCCAUGCAGUUCGAGGAGACCAUUGGCUACAACUUUCAUCUCUCUCCGGCAGCCGACAAUCCCGAAUUCGCCAACGGACGCCUGAUGACCCUGCAGCGGCGGGGAUCGGUGUACGGGUCCAAUGUGCCCAUGAUCACCGAAUUAGUUAAUGAUUCCAAUGUGCAGUUCCUGGACCAGGACGACGACGACGAUCCGGACACGGAGCUGUACAUGACGCAACCAUUCGCCUGCGGGACGGCCUUCGCCGUCAGCGUACUCGAUUCCUUGAUGAGCACAACGUAUUUUAACCCGAAUGCCUUGACGCUGAUCCGCACGAUGAUCACCGGGGGCGCCACGCCGGAACUGGAACUGAUCCUGGCGGAGGGCGCCGGCCUCAUCGGCGGCUACAGCACUGCUCAGACGCAGACCAACCGCGACCGCUGCCAGGUCAAUCAAGUGCCCAUCAGCCUCGGACACUUCGCCAAAUUCGGGAACGCCACCUACGGGGAGCUGUUCGUGGAGGCCAUCCGGCAGUACGGGAUGCUGUGCAUCGGCAUCUCCCGACUGCGCGACCUCAACGACAGCGGCACGCCGUCCUCCAAGCGCUACGUCAUCACCAACCCGCAGGACGACUUCAAGAUGUACCCCAGCGACAAGGUCUUCGUGCUGCAGCAGUUCGACCCGGGUAUGGAGUACACGCCCACCCCCGGCGAGGAGGACAAGUACCCGCUGGUGCGGCCGCUCAACGGCGAGGCGCUCAACGCCGCUAGUAGUACGGCAGCCGCCCCCGGGACGGCGGCGGCCGGGGAGAACGGCAAGCGCAACGCCACGGCCCCGCCGCCGCUGCAGCCCGGCCAGCGGGAUCCCAGCAGUCAGAUCCUGCUGUGCAGUUCCCUCACCGAUGGACCGUACUCCUACAUUGCCUGAUAUAUGCGAGCCGGUUGGAUUAUUGGGAUUUUUAAUUUACAAAAAUAAUUGAGGAUGAAAAUACUCCCGGGUGAAACUGGUCAGUGGGUGGUUAUACUGGUUGUUGAACGGUGCAAUUGAUCUGUGAUAAUUAUUUUGGUUACUUUUUCAAGCUGUAUUUGGUCGCUUUUUAUUGUGCUUAAUGAUAUACGUGAUACGGUAUUGUAUGAUUACGCUACGAAAAAAAGGUCAUGAUGUCCACAAGGGGAAAGUGUAUGAAAAAAUAGCGAAAAUUUGUGCGUUGCGCCAAACAGCACGCUAUAAUUCGUUAAUGCGCUAAUUACUGCUCGCUUUGCUACGUUGAUGUUAAACCGUUACGGAUACCGACGGAACCGACCACAGAACAGCCCUUCCACUACAU
Paramacrobiotus metropolitanus is the source of this 4815-nucleotide messenger RNA. Its product is annotated as calcium-activated potassium channel slowpoke-like. The coding region runs from base 627 to 4415 and encodes 1262 amino acids. The transcript has 21 exons. Lineage: Eukaryota; Metazoa; Tardigrada; Eutardigrada; Parachela; Macrobiotidae. The record is from RefSeq and is a predicted model, not a curated record. Gene Ontology annotation, molecular function: large conductance calcium-activated potassium channel activity. Gene Ontology annotation, biological process: transmembrane transport; potassium ion transport. Gene Ontology annotation, cellular component: postsynaptic membrane.